AUGCCUCAAGCUAAAAUCGGAGAUACCCUGCUUGCAGAUAGCGACCAGACCAUCGUCGUAGAAGGUAACCACUAUUUCCCACCCGACUCGCUCAACAAAGCAUACUUCAAAGAAUCAGAUACCCAUACCACAUGUCCGUGGAAAGGUGUCGCAUCGUAUUAUCAUGUUGAGGUGGAUGGCAAGACAAUCUCGGAUGCAGCUUGGUACUAUCCUGAGACUAAAGAAAAGGCCAACAAUAUCCAAAGUUAUGUCGCAUUCUACAAGACCAAAGUUGCAAUCUCCUAA
This is a messenger RNA of Rhizoctonia solani, 285 nucleotides long. RefSeq lists its product as uncharacterized. The record is from RefSeq and is a predicted model, not a curated record. The coding region runs from base 1 to 285 and encodes 94 amino acids. The transcript has 6 exons. Lineage: Eukaryota; Fungi; Basidiomycota; Agaricomycetes; Cantharellales; Ceratobasidiaceae.